Peromyscus californicus insignis is the source of this 6337-nucleotide messenger RNA. RefSeq names its product mannosidase alpha class 2A member 2 (gene Man2a2). The transcript is spliced from 24 exons. Gene Ontology annotation, biological process: N-glycan processing; protein deglycosylation; mannose metabolic process. The record is from RefSeq and is a predicted model, not a curated record. Gene Ontology annotation, molecular function: carbohydrate binding; alpha-mannosidase activity. Gene Ontology annotation, cellular component: Golgi membrane. NCBI's taxonomy places the organism in Eukaryota, Metazoa, Chordata, Mammalia, Rodentia, Cricetidae. Bases 394 to 3843 code for a protein of 1149 amino acids.
CGGCGGUCCUGGCCCCCGCGGGAGCGCGGCUGCGGGGCCGAGCAGGGGCGGUAGGGGUGGGCAGGCCUCUGUCUUAGCCUGCGCAACUGCCCCCGCGCGGGCUGCGGUCCCCGGGGAUGCCAGCGGUGGCGAGGCUCGGCCGGCAGGGUCCCGAGCGGCGCCGAGGCCGGCCGCGUACGCUCCGCCCUCUUUGGCCCGGACCCAAUCUCCAGGGGCUAAAAAUAUUGCCCGGAGGCUCCUGAGCGGCAUCAGUUGGCGCUAAGUAGGACGCGGGGAGAGGUGACAGAGCUCUUCAGCACCAGGGCCCGAAGAGCAGACUCCAAAACGCGGUCCCGCCCACGCGCGUUCGGCAGCUAGCGUCCUCCCUCCGCCGCCAGGUGCUGUAGGGUCGAUAUGAAGUUGAAAAAGCAGGUGACGGUGUGCGGGGCUGCCAUCUUCUGUGUAGCUGUCUUUUCACUCUACCUGAUGCUGGACCGCGUGCAGCACGAUCCUGCCAGACACCAGAAUGGUGGCAACUUCCCUAGGAGCCAAAUUUCUGUGCUGCAGAACCGGAUCGAACAGUUGGAACAACUGUUGGAGGAGAACCAUGAGAUCAUCAGCCACAUCAAGGACUCCGUGCUGGAGCUGACAGCCAAUGCAGAGGGCCCGCCAGCCCUGCUGCCCUACCACACAGCCAACGGCUCCUGGGCUGUGCUCCCAGAGCCCCGGCCCAGCUUCUUCUCUGUCUCCCCCCAGGACUGCCAGUUUGCUUUGGGGGGCAGGGGGCAGAAGCCAGAACUCCAGAUGUUAACUGUGUCUGAGAACUUGCCAUUUGACAAUGUGGAGGGUGGCGUGUGGAGGCAAGGUUUUGACAUCUCCUACAGCCCAAACGACUGGGAUGCUGAAGACCUGCAGGUGUUUGUGGUGCCCCACUCACACAAUGAUCCAGGCUGGAUCAAGACUUUUGACAAGUACUACAUGGAACAAACCCAGCACAUCCUCAACAGCAUGGUGUCCAAGCUGCAGGAAGAUCCCCGACGACGCUUUCUCUGGGCGGAAGUCUCCUUCUUCGCCAAGUGGUGGGACAACAUCAGUGCCCAAAAAAAGGCAGCAGUUCGAAGGCUGGUGGGAAACGGGCAGCUGGAGAUUGCAACAGGCGGGUGGGUGAUGCCAGAUGAGGCCAACUCCCAUUACUUUGCCUUGAUUGACCAGCUCAUCGAGGGACACCAGUGGCUGGAGAGAAACCUGGGUGCACCCCCUCGCUCGGGCUGGGCAGUGGACCCCUUUGGGCACAGCUCCACCAUGCCUUACCUGCUGCGCCGUGCCAACCUGACCAGCAUGCUGAUUCAGAGGGUGCAUUAUGCUAUCAAGAAGCACUUUGCUGCCACUCACAGCCUGGAGUUCAUGUGGCGGCAGAUGUGGGAUCCAGACUCCAGCACAGACAUCUUUUGCCACAUGAUGCCCUUCUACAGCUAUGACGUUCCACACACCUGUGGCCCUGACCCCAAGAUCUGCUGCCAGUUUGAUUUCAAACGUCUGCCGGGUGGGCGCAUCAACUGCCCUUGGAAGGUGCCUCCGAGGGCUAUUACAGAGGCCAAUGUGGCAGACAGGGCAGCCCUGCUCCUGGAUCAGUACCGGAAGAAGUCCCGGCUUUUCCGAAGCAAUGUCCUCCUCGUGCCGCUGGGCGAUGACUUCCGGUAUGACAAGCCCCAGGAGUGGGAUGCCCAGUUCUUCAACUACCAGCGGCUCUUUGACUUCCUCAACAGCAAGCCUGAGCUGCAUGUGCAGGCCCAGUUCGGGACCCUCUCCGAGUAUUUUGAUGCUCUCUAUAAGAGGACGGGAGUGGAGCCUGGUGCCCGGCCUCCAGGGUUUCCUGUGCUGAGUGGAGAUUUCUUUUCCUAUGCUGACCGGGAGGACCACUACUGGACAGGCUAUUACACUUCCCGGCCUUUCUAUAAGAGCUUGGACCGAGUCCUAGAAGCCCACCUGCGUGGGGCAGAGGUUCUAUACAGCUUGGCUGUGGCUCAUGCCCGCCGCUCUGGACUGGCUGGCCAGUACCCGCUGUCUGAUUUUGCUCUUCUGACGGAAGCUCGCCGCACACUGGGGCUCUUCCAGCACCACGAUGCCAUCACCGGAACUGCCAAGGAGGCGGUGGUAGUAGACUAUGGGGUCAGGCUGCUGCGGUCCCUGGUGAGCCUGAAGCAGGUCAUCAUCAAUGCUGCUCACUAUCUGGUUCUGGGAGACAAGGAGACCUACGAAUUUGACCCUGGGACACCCUUCCUCCAAAUGGACGACAGUCGUUUAAGUCACGAUGCCCUGCCAGAGCGCACAGUGAUCCAGCUGGAUUCCUCACCCAGGUUUGUGGUGCUGUUUAACUCACUGGAACAAGAGCGGCUCAGUGUGGUGACCCUGCUGGUCAACUCCCCAAGGGUGCGAGUCCUUUCAGAGGAGGGCCAGCCCCUGUCUGUGCAGAUCAGUGUGCACUGGAGCUCGGCCACUAACAUGGUCCCCGAUGUCUACCAGGUGUCGGUGCCCAUCCGCCUGCCAGCCCUGGGUCUGGGUGUGCUGCAGUUGCAGCCAGAUCUCGAUGGGCCCUACACGCUGCCGUCUUCUGUACGUGUCUACCUGAAUGGUGUGAAGCUGUCCAUCAGCAGGCAGACAGCAUUCCCUCUCCGUGUCAUAGACUCCAGCACCAGUGACUUCGCCAUCAGCAAUCGCUACAUGCAGGUCUGGUUCUCCGGCCUUACUGGGCUCCUCAAGAGCAUCCGAAGGGUGGAUGAGGAACAGGAACAGCAGAUGGAGGUGAAGGUCCUCAUCUAUGGCACCCGCACAUCCAAGGAUAAGAGUGGAGCCUACCUCUUCCUGCCUGAUAGCGAGGCUAAGCCCUAUGUCCCCAAGAAGCCCCCUGUGCUCCGCGUCACCGAAGGCCCAUUCUUCUCGGAGGUGUCUGCAUAUUACGAGCACUUUCACCAAGUGGUUCGCCUAUACAACCUGCCAGGGGUAGAGGGUCUGUCUCUGGACAUGGCAUUCCUGGUAGACAUCAGGGACUAUGUGAACAAGGAGCUGGCCCUGCGCAUCCACACGGACAUUGACAGCCAGGGUACUUUCUUCACAGACCUCAAUGGCUUUCAGGUACAGCCCCGGCGGUAUCUGAAGAAGUUGCCCCUGCAGGCUAACUUUUACCCCAUGCCAGUCAUGGCCUACAUCCAAGAUGGACAGAGGCGCCUCACACUGCACACUGCCCAGGCCCUGGGUGUCUCCAGCCUCUCUGACGGCCAGCUGGAGGUGAUCUUGGACCGACGGCUGAUGCAGGAUGACAACCGGGGUCUAGGCCAAGGGCUCAAAGACAACAAGAUCACCUGCAACCGCUUCCGCCUCCUGUUAGAGCGGCGAACCGUGAGCCAGGAGGUCCAAGAUGAGCGCUCUGCCAGCUACCCGUCCCUCCUCAGCCACCUGACUUCGAUGUACCUCAGCACGCCUCCACUCGCCUUGCCUGUGGCCAAGAGGCAGGUCACCAGCCCUACUCUGCGCUCUUUCCACCCUCUGGCUUCUCCGCUGCCCUGUGACUUCCACCUGCUCAAUCUCCGCACGCUCGCAUCUGAGGACACCUCACCCUCAGCUGAUGCUGCCCUCAUCUUACACCGCAAGGGCUUUGACUGUGGCCUUGAGGCCAAGAACUUGGGCUUCAACUGUACCACAAGCCAAGGCAAGCUGGCCCUGGGAAGCCUCUUCCAUGGCCUGGAUGUGGUAUUCCUGCAGCCAACCUCUUUGACUUUGCUGUACCCUCUGGCCUCACCCUCCAACAGCACGGACAUCUUUGUGGAGCCCAUGGAGAUUGGCACCUUCCGCCUCCGCUUGGGUUAGGGUAGGGCUUCUUGUGGCCUGAAGAGAAAGUUCAUCCACAGAGACCACCUCUCGACACCAAGAUGGGGUUGGACAAGUCACACUAGUAUCACAUCCCGUUCUGCCUCUUGGAACUGUGACAGACUGAGCAUUGUCCCUUGCCUUGUCUAUUGCUGCUUCUGUGUUUGGGGCAGCCCACACAUCUGUGGUGAGCAGAGGCCAGUGAGACAAGGGAGAGGAGGUUCUUUGGGUUGUGAGUGGGUGCCCAGUGGGGCACAGCCUCAGGCUCCCAUCCUUUUCCCAAAAUGGGACGUAGGAAGAGUGGGGGCACACGGAGGAGGUCAAGGAGGCUGAGGGGGAGCAGCCCAGAGCCAGGAGACUGCAGUUAUGAGCUAGCUCGGGGGUCCUAUGGUGACAUAGACCCCACAUGUCCUGGUAUGAGGCACAGGGGCAAAGUGCUUCUGGGAGAGGGGGAGAAGGACCCAUUGUUAGUGGAGCAGAGGAGCGGAAGGAUCCCUGCCUCUCCCAAGAGCUGAAGGGCUUUGCUGCUUUCUGUUCUCUGCCUCUGCUCAAAGUGCCACUGGGCCUGUAUGUCCUGGCUAGUGACUGCUGGGUGGCAGGAAGGACUUGCCGAGACUCUAAAUCAAGGCCAGAGGCCAGAGAACACUUCGGGAACCCACCCCCAUUCUGCGCGGGUCAUUUGUGAUGUGUGGAUUUGUGGCGGGGGUGAAAGGUGUCUCCCACCCUUCCUGCCUCUUCAGCUCACACACCACUCUCCUCACAAGUUCCUAUCGUGGGGUUCCUGGCUAAGUUUUCCCUAGAAAGGAAACGGAGCUUCCAAGAGCCCUGUGUUUGGGCACCUUGGGAAGGUACCCAUGCUGGGUCCAGUGGAAGGCUUCGAGGUUAAUCUUUGUUCCAUCUGCAGAAAUAUUACUCUCCUGGUGCGUGGGACGAAGAGGAUGGAGACAAAAUUAGGAGACUGUAUGCUUCGAUGAGCCUUCAUUUUAGCUUCACUUAAUAGAGAAUUUGUCUAUACAUGGUGAAAGAGGGUUGGUAAAAGUGAAACUCCAUCUCUCAUGAAGACUUAGUAAGCCAGGACAAGAAAGAAGCAUCAUAGUCUAGAUAAAGGUCCCUGUCACCAGUGAAGAACCAAACAACACAGGUGCUCCCCUGAGAGUCAGAAACUAGCCGGGGGCAUGCUGUUAUGUAGCAGAGUCAUGGUAUCACCCACCCCUCAGUUCAGAUGGAGACGAAGAAUCAUGACUGCCACUGUUUUUAAACCAUAAGCUACCUAAGAUAUCAGUGUCAGCUGAAGACCCAGCAGGGCAUUCUGUGAGUUGCCUGAGUACAUGCUCCUUCCCAAAUCAGCCCAUAAAAUCAAUGGAAUUCCAGGGAGAUUGGCACUUUUUGGAAUUCUGCCAGUUCUGCCAUUCAUUUAGGAGAGUACAGGAUGAGGAGUGAGGUAGUUCUGAAAGGCAGUGGUGAUGUAUGCUGGUGGUACCAAGGUGGGCACAAGGCACGGUACGGCAGCGUCCUCAAAGGCUUGGACUCUGCCAGCAUGAGUUCAGUCAUCAUGAUCAGAUCAGAGAGACUGAUGGGCAACACGGAGAGACCCAGGCACACAGAAAUGUGUGUGUGAUUUCAAGUGCAGGGAGGUGGGGGAGGUGGAUUAUUUAAUAAAUAGUUCUUUGAGACAACUAGCUAUCUGUUAGUUAGAACUCUACCUCAGUUCCCCAAAAACUAGGUCUAGAGGGAAAAAACAAAACAAUUCAAGAAACACACACACACACACACACACACACACACACAUUUUGAGACAGGGCCUCACUGUGUAGCUCUGGCUGUCCUGGAAUUCACUAUGUAGACCUGUAGACCAAGCUGGCCUCAAAGUCACAGAGACCCCCUCCUGCUUCUGCCUCCCCAAUGUUGGGACUAAAGGCGUGUGCAACUGCACCCGGAGAGAAAAUAUAUUUUUAUACCUGAUGUAGGAAGGUCUUUUCUAGACAACAUGAAAACUUAACACACGAUAGAGGGAAAGACUAAAAAAUGGGUUUGCCACAAAAAAAUGGAAAGCAUGUUCUAGGAACCAGGUUAAAAUACAACUGUGCAGGUAGGUGUUUGUAGUAAGUAGUCCCUGCAGGAGAAAGCUUGCUUUGGCUCCUCAGAGAACGCCACUAGGACCUGCCCAGCAGUCACCCAAAGAUCCACUAGUGACAGGGCUGAGUUCUUGCAGCCCUCCAGAGUACAUGCAGCCGGUCUCAGGCCACAUGGAUUCCAGUCAUGUCUUGCUGAAAGAAAUAAGAUAAUGAGUGGGAAGUGCUUAGCACAGAGCCUGGGCUGUGGACAAGUGUAGGUGGAAGUUUGUCCUGACCGCCUAAACACGUUAGGAAAGAAUAUGAAGCCACUGUUACAGCAAGUGUUAUUUGCUGGUAUAUGCUUUGUAGUCAAAUGAUAGGGGAGACUCUGUGAACCCCUAGGAAAUUAACAGAAUAAAGGAUAUUCUUUGAAGGUCUUA